CUGGUUGUGAGGUGAGCGAGGAGCUGAAUUAUUAACUGACGGUUAAAGUCAGAGACAGAACUGAGACGCAGUCAGAGUGAGAGUGAGCCGCUGACCGGAGCUGGUCAUGGAUCUGCUGCUGUCCGCCCUGAGGGCCGUGGACCCGGCCGCCGUAGAGCGGGAGUACCAGAUGGUGCGUUCCCAGUCGCUCCAGUUAAAGAAAGCUCACGGUUUGACCACAAAGGUUGGAUCCCUAAAAGAGAACGCCAAGAAGAACCGAUACAAGGACAUCCUACCAUAUGAUCAGACCCGGGUGGUUCUGUCUCUGCAGACUUCAGCUUCUGACUCCGACUACAUCAACGCCAGCUUUGUCCAGGGGGCGUCGGGUGACUGCAGAUACAUCGCCUCCCAGGCGCCCCUCAGUUCCACUCUGACUGACUUCUGGAGGAUGAUCUGGCAGCACAAAAUCAAGGUGAUAGUCAUGGCCUGCAGGGAGAUCGAGAUGGGAAAGAGGAAAUGUGAGUGCUACUGGGCAGCUCCUCAUCAGUCUGCAGCGUUUGGACCUUUCGCCGUCACCACGCAGGUGGAGUCGCGGCCCAACCGGGACGUGGUGGUGCGAACCCUGGUGGUCUGCUACCAGCAGGUAGGCGCUCACCUUGCUGGCCCCAGCUCAGGUCACACCUUCCUCACUCUUCUUCCUCUCCCGCAGGACGUCCACUCGCUGGUCCAGUUCCAGUACCUGUCCUGGCCUGACCACGACGUCCCCUAUGAGACAACCGGGAUUCUGGACCUGCUGGACCGAGCCAGGAGCAGCCAGGCAGCCGAAAGCUCUCCUGUCCUGGUCCACUGCAGUGCAGGCUGUGGGAGGACAGGAGUCAUCUGCGCUCUGGACUACAUCCAUGACCUUCUGGUUACCAAGAGGAUCACCGAGGACUUCAGCAUCCUGGACCUGGUCCUGUUGCUGCGGAGACAGAGACCCUCGGCGGUCCAGACCAAGGACCAGUAUGGGUUCAUCUUCAGCGCGGCCGCCAGCAUGUUGGAGCGCUUCCUGCAGACGCCUGAGGACCGGCUCUACAGCAACCUGCCGGAGGUGAAAAAACGAGACAAGAAAACCUCAGCAGCUACAUCUUCAUCCGUUAGCAGCUCAACCGCCAUGAAUGACACCUACGCUGUGGUCAACAAGGCCAAGCAGCCGCACCGGACCACAUCAGAACCAUCCUACUCCUCCGUGGUCACGCCCAGGUCCAACCCAGGAACCAGAACCGUGCUGCCAUCCCAUCACUAUGACAACGACUUCAGCGCAACGUCUGCAGCUCCCAUCUACAGCGCUGUGAAGCCCAAGGUCAAGCCGCUGACAUCGCCCCCCUCAGCUUCGCCUAUUUACGACAUCGCCGCCCCGACCAAUCAGAGGGAGGACCCUCACCUGGUGCCAGAAGCAGACGACGACUAUGAAGACGUUUCCUCUCCUGCCUCAGACGUCAGCAGCUUCUUCACACCUGGAGGCAUCGGUUUUAACUGUCGCAUCCAGAAGCCAAAAGGACCCAGAGAUCCUCCGGCGGCCUGGGGACGGAUGGAGAGGUGAACUGGUUGAACUGGACCAGUUACCCAUCUGGAAUCACUGUAGGCAGCCGGAGUGGUCAGCAUUUAGCCGACUGACAUUACUGUGAUUUGUUCAGUUACUGUAAUCUUUUAACGCUCUGUUUUUGUUUAAAAAUUAACCAGAGCUUCAAUUUGUUUAUGAUUUAACUGAAAUAUGUCAAGUUUAACAAACUAAAUUUGAUCUAAUUUGUCUGAAAAUUAUCUGCAGAUUUUGUACACAGAGUUUUUGACCCAUAAUUCACAAACUUUUCCGAUGUGGCUUCAGCUUCAAUAAAAAUGGGAACAGCA
Gambusia affinis (western mosquitofish) is the source of this 1866-nucleotide messenger RNA. It is a transcript of the gene ptpn18, whose product is annotated as protein tyrosine phosphatase non-receptor type 18. Gene Ontology annotation, molecular function: non-membrane spanning protein tyrosine phosphatase activity. The record is from RefSeq and is a predicted model, not a curated record. Lineage: Eukaryota; Metazoa; Chordata; Actinopteri; Cyprinodontiformes; Poeciliidae. Bases 107 to 1561 code for a protein of 484 amino acids. Gene Ontology annotation, biological process: peptidyl-tyrosine dephosphorylation. The transcript has 15 exons. Gene Ontology annotation, cellular component: cytoplasm; nucleus.